CACACAGCUGACACAAGCUUAAAAACGUAGUGAUUACUAAACACAAGUGUAUUUAAGAAAUCACAAAUUUAAUAGGUGUACUAUUUAGAAUGUUCAUAAACAUUGUGUGUAUUAAUUUGUAAAAUUUUCAGUAAUUAAAACUUAAACAAUGGAGACAUAUACGGCAAAUCCCAUCAGACAAAGAAUCAAUAAAAUAUUUGACAACCACAUAGCUUCAGAUAGUACAGAUGCUUUGCAUUCUGUAUCAGGAUUAUGCUCCUCUAACUCUGCAUACACGCGAAGAGUACUUGUGAACGAAAUAGAGAAAAGAGACACACUUGUGAAUAAAGCCGUAUUAGCAGAGUAUAGAAAAGUCAAAGAUAAAUUUCAGUCCUUACUUGAUUCUCUGGACUCACUCAAUUCAGCAGUCAAUGACAUGUCGAAAAGAUUAAAUGAUUCUAAAACAAAAACACACCACUUGAUUACCCAGACCACUAAUUUAAAGGAUGAAAGAAAAAAAACAGAAAAGAAACUAGUUUGGGUGAAAGCGUAUGUGAACAGUUUUCAACUUAGUCCAGAUAAAAUUGAUUACCUUUGUAAUGUGUCGAUAAAAACACCACUUACCUUGGAUUUCUUUAAAACUCUAUCACUAAUUGAAAAAUUGUAUGAAAAUUGUAAAGUACUAGUCAGAUGUUGGUAUGAAACUUCAGCAUUUGAUAUAAUGGAAAUAGUGGGCUUGCAACAAGAGGUUGCGAUAGAAAAGCUUUAUCAUUGGACAAUUGGAGCUUGCCUCAGCACAGAUUCCCCUAAUAAUGCUCUUAUCCCCUUGGCUUUAGCUAAAUUUCAAAAUAGGCAAGUUCUUUUUAGUAAUAUAAUUGAUGAAUAUUGUUCAGCUAGAAAAGCUACAAUAGUUCAAUUAUUUAUUGAUGCCCUAACUAAAGAAACGGAAACUGUUCCAAAACCAAUUGAAUUUUACGCUAAUGAUCCUAAGAGAUAUAUUGGUGAUAUUUUAGCUUGGGUGUAUCAAAUUAUUCCAAUAGAAAAAGAAAAUUUGCAAAUUUUAUAUAAACACUGUAAUAUGUCUGAUAAAAAACAAUACAUUAUUGAAGCUUUGAUUAGCAUAAUGGAAGCUAUAUGCCCCUUAUUAAAAAUUAGGGCUGAACUUAUAUUAAAACCUGAUAAAGAUCCAUUAGUGUUAUGGUCAAUUACACAUCAAAUAAUUUAUUACAAAGAAGUAAUUCAAGCUAUCAUACCUAAAGGACAUUUAAUAAACACUCUGGAUGAGCUACUAAAAAAGAGUGAAGAUGUAUUUCUUAUGACAUUAGACAGCAAAAUACAAAAAGAAUUGAGCCAUGGAGUGAAAGCACCACCAGUGGAUUUAAAUCCAUCGAUAGUAGUAACUGACUUGGUCAGUUUCCUGAGAGAUCUUUUGACUAUUAUGAACAGCUCUAACAACUUCAAUAUAUCUGAGAGGAAAAUGAUUGUUACUCACAUUUUAGAUCCAUUACUACAAUCAGUCAAUGAAACUGCUUGUCAUCUGAGUCCUACGGAUAUGUCUGUUUAUAUGUUGAAUUGUAUUUAUCACAUACAGUGCACUUUAUCCUUAUAUACAUUAAUGGAUGAAUAUAAUGAGAGACUACAGGCACAAUCAGAAGCCCAGAUUGAUACAUUGACAUCAGAGCAAGCUAGUUAUUUAGUUGCAAAUUUAAAUCUGGGCCCGAUUUACACAAUAUUACAAGAAAAGAUUAGUGGGCCACUCUCAGCCAUUCCAGGGAUGGAUACGUCAACUCUAAAAACAUUCUUAAACAAAUUUGAUACAUUUUUAUUAGGACCAGAUUCUUAUAUUUUACCGCAGCUCAAUUUGCUUUUAAGUCACUCUCAUAAAUUGGGUGUGAAGAAGAGAGCUUUUGAAGUAAUACUAGCUAUUUAUGAACAAUUAUAUAAAGCUAUUCAUGACCCUAAUAAUGGUUACACAGAUCAUUUGUCUAUUGUAAAGAGAACUCCAGAUGAAGUCAACAAAUUGUUGAAAUAAGAGUUAUGUACAUAAGAAUAGUUAAAUAUAUGUAAUUGGAUACAGAAAUAAUAUAAGUUAGAGGUAUUCUUAAAUAUUUUGGGGUAAAACUCAAUUUAUAGUUAACUA
Molecule: messenger RNA, 2119 nt
Organism: Bombyx mandarina (wild silkworm)
Lineage: Eukaryota; Metazoa; Arthropoda; Insecta; Lepidoptera; Bombycidae
Gene: Cog6
Product: conserved oligomeric Golgi complex subunit 6
Biological process (GO): intra-Golgi vesicle-mediated transport
Cellular component (GO): COG complex
Source: RefSeq, a predicted model, not a curated record